AUGCUGCCCAAACACAGAGGGAUGGCCAGCUCCGACCGAAAUCCCCAGGAGUCACAGGAUGAACCCAAAUCCCAAGAGGACGUCCCGGCCUGCCAAUCUUGCCGGAAGAAAAAGGCACGCUGUAGUAGGGCGCAACCUUGUUCCGAAUGCACCCGAUCCAAUGUCGACUGUGUUUACGAUGAGCGGCGCAUGAAACCCGGACUGCGUGCUGGAGCGGUUGAUCAGCUUUACCGACGCGUCGAGACGUUGGAAAAUAUGUUCCUCGGCCAGGAGCUCCUCUGGCAACAGAUGUGGAAGACAGAGCAUCCCGAUGCACCAAUUCCAGACUGCAGCGAGGGAUCAACCACAAUUGAAAAUCUGGCUCAGCGACGAGAGAAGCUGAAGUCUGUAUUACUCAACGCGUCAUCGAAUAUAGGUCAGGGCCAUGAGCGGAGGUAUGAUGUAGAUUUGGAACCGAGUGCUCCUCCGGCCAAACGACGUCGCUGUGAACCAACACCAACUCGUUUACCUUCCGCCCGAAUGGAAGUCAACGAUCCACUUUCAUCGACCGAGGUCAUGGCUGAACUGGUAGACUUUUACUUCGUCAACGUGCACCCUUGGAUACCUGUUCUUCACCAAGCAAGGUUUCGGAGACGCAUAGAGUCCCCGAGCGAACGCCCGCGUGUUACUUGCAUCCUGCACGCGAUUGUUGCUGUUUGCGCAAAGUUUUGCCAAAGUGACAGCCUGCGCGACAAAGAAGCGAGAAUGAACAUUGCCGAGCAAAGCCGUCAAAGAGUUAUUUUGGAAAGCAUGGAGACAUUUUCUGUUGAGAAUUUGCAGGCAUUGGUGAUCAUUGCCUUCGACACCAUUGGCCGAGGACGUGGUCCUUCGUCUUGGUCUAUUGUCGGGAGCAUGGUAGGUACAGUUGAACAAUUGCAGCUGGACGUCGAAGAAGACGAGAUAUCCCGCUCAACGAACCCCGGAGAGACUCUGAUACGGCGUAUGGUAUUCCUGACUCCCCCAAGCUCCUGGAGUGAAGCGGAAGAGCGGCGGCGAGUGUUUUGGGCGGUAUUCUUGAUGGAUCGCUUCUGCAACGUCUCCACAGGCUGGAAGAUCAGUUUGACCAGUGCCGAUGUCAAGCGCCGCCUUCCCUGCGAAGGAACCAUCUGGGCCAAUGAGAAAGAGGUUCGGACACCUUAUUUUGGCAUCUCAGCCACGAAAGAUACCAUGUCAACCAAUUCGCCACCGGUUGGCGAUCCAGGCUCAACAAAUUCAGAUGAGGAAGAAUUGAUUGGUGGGUUCGCCUACAAUAUUGAAGCAACUGAGUCACUUGCGCUUGUGACAAACUUCUUUCUUCACCACGCUUUUAAUGUGUCAGACACAGUGAAAGCUCGAAUUUGGUUGAUGAAAUUCAAGGAACUAGAUUUGCGGCUUAUGCAGUGGAAGUUGUAUAUGCCAGAGAAAUGGCGGGAAGCCUCUGUCCUGAAUGGGGACGGUGUCAUGGAUCCCAAUUUGACACUAGCACAUAUCACACAUAAUACCGCGGUGAUUCUGUUACAUCAAGGGAUAGCUUACCCGCCCCCUCACUGGAGAAACUGUCCCAUCAAACUUCCAUCUGCAUCAUCAGCAGAAACCUGCCUGGAUGCUGCCUCUGAGAUCGCAACCAUUGGACAUCAAUUCUUAUCAAUCUCGCCCAUAUUCACAAACCCCCAGUUUUCAUUCUGUCUCUUCAUUGCUGGUCGAAUGAUCUUAACACAUGCAAGAUAUAAUCAGAUACCUGUUCCCCCGGCCCUCGAUAUCUUGAUCUCCAGCUUACUCGAGAUCUCCCAAAGAUGGACCGGUCGCGAGGAGAGUGCAGAUCCAGUGACCGAAAACCUAGCCUCAAGCUUCGCAAAGCGGCUCACAGAAGCUCAAAGUAACUCGGCCGCUGCUUCUCGACCGAGUCUGGACAUCAGGCAGACUGCUUACUCGGACGAAUCUAGAGAGCAGCCCUUACGACCACAUCCAAUGGGCACCUCGUCGCAUGGCUCCAUUAUUCCUGAAUCGAGAGGUACAGAUAGUGCGCCUCCGGCAGAGGACAUGGGGAAACCCCCAUUCCAAGAGCCAUAUGAUCUGGACCCAUUCAGUUUAGCCUUCCCACCAUUGCCAUUGGCAUUUCAGCAAGACUUUGCUGUAUUUCCGGGCUCGAACCCAAUGUACGAAGGAUCUUCCAAUGGCUUACCACACCCUAACCUGGGUGCACAAUCAAAUGAACCUCAACUGGCCCCGUGGCAAGGCCACAAUGGCCCUGUUGGGAAUAAUGUCGUUAGCCCACCAGAUCAUUUGGGCUAUGUUCUCGACCUUGUCCCCAGUCCUAGCCAAAGGAUCAGCCGCUAUAGUGGAGGAUUCAUGGAAAGCUAA
Penicillium salamii is the source of this 2379-nucleotide messenger RNA. Lineage: Eukaryota; Fungi; Ascomycota; Eurotiomycetes; Eurotiales; Aspergillaceae. The record is from the annotation of a GenBank genome assembly.